Molecule: messenger RNA, 2035 nt
Organism: Phyllostomus discolor (pale spear-nosed bat)
Lineage: Eukaryota; Metazoa; Chordata; Mammalia; Chiroptera; Phyllostomidae
Gene: SLC15A4
Product: solute carrier family 15 member 4
Exons: 8
Coding region: 38-1759 (573 amino acids)
Biological process (GO): transmembrane transport; oligopeptide transport; histidine transport
Cellular component (GO): membrane
Molecular function (GO): L-histidine transmembrane transporter activity
Source: RefSeq, a predicted model, not a curated record
CGGCGCCGGCCGAGCGGCGGAGCGGACCGGCGGGUUCAUGGAGGGCGCGGACGGGAGGGCGGGGGAGCGGGCGCCGCUGCUGGGCGCGCGGCGGGCGGCGUUCGAGGGCCGGCGGCUGGCCUGCGCCGCGGUGCUGCUGACCGAGCUGCUGGAGCGCGCCGCCUUCUACGGCGUCACGGCCAACCUGGUGCUGUUCCUGAACGGCGCGCCCUUCCACUGGGAGGGCGCGCAGGCCAGCCAGGCGCUGCUGCUCUUCAUGGGCCUCACCUACCUGGUGUCGCCCUUCGGCGGCUGGCUGGCCGACGCGCGGCUCGGCCGGGCGCGCGCCAUCCUGCUCAGCCUGGCGCUCUACCUGCUCGGCAUGCUGGCCUUCCCGCUGCUGGCCGCGCCCAGCACGCGCCCCGCGCUCUGCGGGACCCCGCAGCCCACGCGCGUCCGCAACUGCUCGGCGCCGUCCUGCCUGGACCCGCCCUCCCGCUACUGCGCGCCCGCCGCGCUCGGGGCGCUCGCCGUGGUCGGUCUGGGCGUGGGCGCUGUCAAGGCCAACAUCACGCCCUUCGGCGCCGACCAGGUCAAGGACCGGGGCCCCGAGGCCACGCGCAGGUUCUUCAACUGGUUCUACUGGAGCAUCAACCUGGGCGCCAUCCUCUCGCUGGGCGGCGUCGCCUACACCCAGCAGAACGUGGGCUUCGUGGCCGGCUACACUGUGCCGGCCGUCUGCAUCGGCGUCGCCUUCCUCCUCUUCCUCUGCGGCCAGCGCGUCUUCGUCAGCAAGCCCCCCGACGGCAGCGCCUUCACCGACGUGGUCCGGAUCCUGGCCUACGCCUGCCGCCCGCGGAGGCGCGCGGCGGAAGGCGAUCGCGGGGGCGAAGGCAGCGGAGGCUCCCCGCCCCCCUCCCCUAAACACAGUCUGUUUGGUUCCUGUAAGAUGUCCCACGGCGGGCCCUUCACAGAGGACCGGGUGGACGACGUGAGGGCCCUGGUCAAGACCGUGCCCGUGUUCUUGGCCCUGGUGCCCUACUGGACCGUGUACUUCCAAAUGCAGACCACCUACGUGCUGCAAAGCCUGCACCUGCGGAUCCCUGAGAUCUCCAGCCUCACGGCCACCACGCACACGGUGCCGGCCGCCUGGCUGACCAUGUUCGACGCGGUGCUCAUCGUACUGCUGGUGCCGCUCAAGGACCGGCUGGUGGACCCCGCGCUGCGGCGGCGUGGCCUGCUGCCGUCCUCCCUGAAGAGGGUCGCCGUGGGCAUGUUCUUCGUCAUGUGCUCCGCCUUCGCCGCCGGGAUCCUGGAGAGCAAGCGGCUGGACCUCGUGAAGGAGAAGACCAUCAACCAGACCAUCGGGAAGGUCCUGUACUUCGCGGCCGACCUGCCCAUAUGGUGGCAGGUGCCGCAGUACGUGCUCAUCGGCGUCAGCGAGAUAUUCGCAAGCAUAGCAGGCCUGGAGUUCGCGUACGCGGCCGCGCCCAGGUCCAUGCAGAGCGCCGUCAUGGGCCUGUUCUUCUUCUUCUCCGGCGUCGGCUCCUUCGUGGGCUCGGGCCUGCUGGCCCUGGUGUCCCUCAAGGCCAUCGGCUGGAUGAGCAACCACUCCGACUCCGGCAACAUCAACGGCUGCCACCUCAACUACUACUUCUUCCUCCUGGCCGCCGUCCAGGGCGCCACGCUCCUGCUCUUCCUCGUCGUGUCCGUGAGGUACGACCGGCAGCGCGCGCUGGCCGCCGGGGCCGCGACCACGCCCGCCAGCAGGAGGGCCUGACGUCUCCAGUCCUCGUGGCCCGGAGGCCGGCGUUCCGGGAGGCACUGGCCGCGUGCUGAGCCCCGACGGACCGGCAGGUGCCUUCCCCGAGCGGCUGGUGCUGGGCACGUCUGUGGGUCCGUCUGCAGCAGGCUCCGACGCGGCCCGCCCGGCCACUGCACGCGUGUUCGCGGGCAUCUUCGUGCCUCACACACGUCACGUGGUCCCUGCGCAGCCGUGUGCUCCGGCUGGGUGCUUCCUGAUGAACCAACGUCUGCCCCUGCCGAGACGGGGGCU